CAAUACUUGUAGAAAAAUCUGAACGCACUCCUUCCAACUUAACCUAUAAAACUGAUGUAGCCUAAAAUUUUGAUUUUUAAAAUGGACCUUUGUUUUUACAUUGUUAAGAAAAGUUAUUAAGAAACAAGAUUAACCAGAUAUCGACGUGGACCCACUGUGAAAAGUUUUACAACAUGAAAACUUUGUCUAAUCUUGUCCAGAAAUGCCAGACUUGCCCCUACUUCACAACAUUACCCCUUUUUAUGGAAAAUCAUGCCAAACGUAACCAUUCUUUAAUGAUACACUUCAGCUGUGAUGACAAUGUAGAAACUUAUUGCUGUCAUGACUGCAACUUCCAGACAGAUUUUAUCGUCACUUUGAAGAAACACAUUAAAGAGUGUCAUCCAAGUGAAAAAAACAACCUCCAGUCAGAUAUUAAUUACAGUAGUCAGAACUACAGUUGUGAAAAUUGCGAUUUCGAAACCUAUACCUCAAUUAAACUUCUUCAGCACACUACAGCUUGUCAAGAUGCUCAGCAACGAACUGGAAAACCUUUACAGAAAAUUUUCUGGCAUCCAUGUGAAAAAUGUACUUACAAAGGCAGAAAAAAAAGCCAUUUAAAAAACCACGUCUAUGCCAAACACACAGACGAAAAGGACAUUAAAUGGCAGAAGUGUGAUUAUUGUUCAUAUGUGACAAUAACCUUAGAACGAUUAAGAACACAUAUAAAGCACAAACAUUUGGGUGAUAAAACCCAGUGGUAUUAUUGUCAUAAAUGCCCGCACAAAACCAAAUAUAAACAUGGAUUAAGAAGACACAUGACAAAUGUACACGAUGAAUAUAAACCAUUUCAAUGGACGAGAACCCAGUUUCAGUGGCAUGAAUGUGAGCAAUGUCCAUACAAAGCUAAAACCAAAUCAACCUUGUUACAACACGUAAAUGAUAUACAUAAAGAUGGUAAGAAAUAUCGUUGUGAUCAUUGUACAUAUAAAUCACGCAGCGCGUUCGAAGUAGAAGAGCAUAUGAACACUAAACAUUCACAGGGCAGUGAAGUUAAGUGGUAUCAGUGCACAAAAUGUCCUCAAAAAUAUAAAACUAAUGGAGGUUUAAGCCUUCACCUGCGCCUGCAGCAUGAAGCAUUCCGUGGGAAGUAUCAGUGUGAACAAUGUGAUUAUAAGUCAGGUAGUUCGCAAAGUUUAAAAGACCAUAUAAACUGCAAACAUUUAAGUGACAGUGAAGCUGAGUGGUACCGGUGUGAAAAAUGUCCAUUUAAAUAUAAAACUAAAUCGUCUUUGAGACACCACAAGCACGAUAAACAUCUGAGUGGGAACAGGUAUCAGUGUGACCAAUGUGAUUAUAAUGCACGUAAAUUGCAACGUUUAAAAGACCAUAUAAGUAGCAAACAUUUAAGUAACACUGAAGUUCAGUGGUACCAGUGUGAAGAAUGUCCAGCUAAAUAUAAAAAUAAAUCGUCUUGGAGGCACCACAUGAACUUGAAACAUGUAAAUGUUAACAAGUAUCAGUGUGAUCAAUGUGAUUAUAAGGCGAAUUAUUCGCAGCGUUUGAAAGACCAUAUAAAUAGCAAACAUUUGUCUGACACUGAAGCUAAGUGGUAUAAGUGUGAAGAAUGCCCACUUAAAUAUAAAAAUAAAUGGUCCUUGAAGAAGCACAUACACAUGAUACAUCGAGGUGGUAAGAAAUUUCAGUGUGAUCAGUGAUAUAACUAAUACACAUUGACAACGUCACAGAAAAGUUAAUACGUUAUUGAUAUAACUAAGUGCGAGAAGUGAUCUUCAUUUUGUGAUAAUGGGAUAUUGUUAUUAAAAACGUAAUGUAAUAAUUCAUUCUCUCAAAUUAAUAUAACUUUUAUAUUUA
This is a messenger RNA of Zophobas morio, 1854 nucleotides long. Its product is annotated as zinc finger protein 142-like. NCBI's taxonomy places the organism in Eukaryota, Metazoa, Arthropoda, Insecta, Coleoptera, Tenebrionidae. Bases 174 to 1697 code for a protein of 507 amino acids. The record is from RefSeq and is a predicted model, not a curated record. Gene Ontology annotation, biological process: regulation of transcription by RNA polymerase II. Gene Ontology annotation, molecular function: DNA-binding transcription factor activity, RNA polymerase II-specific; RNA polymerase II transcription regulatory region sequence-specific DNA binding. The transcript has 2 exons.